AUGGCCACCGUCACCGUCAUCUAUCCGUCCGGUCACAAGUUCGACCUGGACUACUAUCUCAACACUCACAUGCCUCUUGUCGCCAGGGAAUGGGGCUCAGCAGGUCUUACCGGCUAUGAGGUUGUGCAGUUCACCGAGGGCGGCGCCUAUCAGAUCCAGGCCGUCUUGAAGUGGACUUCUCUUGACGCAUGGAACAAGGCCUCCAAGGACGUGGUCCUGGGCGACAUCCCCAACUUCACCACUGCUCCGGCCACACUGCUCACCGGCGAGUAUAAGCAGGCCAUCACGCUCUAA
This is a messenger RNA of Clonostachys byssicola, 294 nucleotides long. Lineage: Eukaryota; Fungi; Ascomycota; Sordariomycetes; Hypocreales; Bionectriaceae. The record is from the annotation of a GenBank genome assembly.